AUGGGAGACCUUUUUUCUUUAUUUUGGGAGGUGGAUCCUCCCCCCAUACCUAUAAGUUUUACCAUUCCAAAUCAAGAUUAUGAAUGCCGGAAGGAUGACUCUUGUGGGACAAUAGGGAACUUCCUGCUUUGGUAUUUUGUCAUUAUAUUGGUCCUGAUGUUCUUCUCUCGGGCUUCUGUCUGGAUGUCUGAGAAGAAAAAGAAUGAAGACAAUGGAACAAGCACUUCACUAAGUAAAGCAAGCAAAGAUACUUCCUAUAAGCGGCAAAACAAAGAUGGUGCCUGGGAUUCUUUGCAAAUGAUGACAAAACCAAAGCAGAACCAACUUACUCUUGUAACUGACUCAGAAAUGGCUUUGGUCAAUGCAUAUCUUGAACAAAGACAAGCGAGGCACCAUUCUGAAUUCAGCCGGGUGAAUCAGACCCAACCUGACAGUGAUACUACUGAGUGUGAGAGUGAAGUAUCUAACUCGGGAGCCUCCUCUUGGAAGGAGAGUGAAAGUGAACACCACCAAUCACCAGCCAGUAUUAAGAAGAGAAAAAUAGCUCAGAGGCAAAGGAAUAUGGGAGGUUGCCAAAUCAGGGAAAGGCCCUGCCUCCACUGCAAAGCUAUGAGAACCAAUGAAUGGCUGACCCGCCAUUUCCUUCAAAACACUUCAGUAACAACCCCAAAGAAGGGAGAUAUUCAAGAAGGAAAUUCUGGACCUGGUAUUAACAAAAUUCAGUAAAUUUUGAAUUUUAUCCAGUCCUUACCUUAUUUGAAGCCAAAUGAAAGAGAUGAAUAAAACACAAAAAAUCACCAGAGCUCUAGGUGAGGAGGCUUUUACAAUAAAGUCUCUCUACUAAGAACAAAAACAUUCUUGGAAUGCAAGAGAUAAAAUUUCAGAUAAUUCUUUGUCCAAAAACAGGCCAGUGAAUUUGUUUAUGGCACCAUUGGAGCAUCAAAGAUCUACAUCCACUGUGAUUUUUUUAUUCAAAAGAGCACAAGACAGAUACUUUAUGCCUUGAGUGUAUGUAUUUUGUUUAUAUCUGUAAUACAAAUAAGGAACCUCUUUGAAAAUAUAUUUAUGUUUAGUAACUAUUUAAAUUUAUUCAUAUGUUUUGGUCAUCUGAUUGACUGAAUGAGUUAGGUAAUGUUGGUUGGAAUAGAAUUGGCUCAUAUUCUUCAGAUCCAUAUUUACAGGUGGCUCUACCUGAGCUGUAUUUUAUUUUUUGGCCGGGAGGCUUGUGGGAUCUUAGUUCCCCCAUCAGGGAUUGAACCCAGGCCCUCGGCAGUGAGAGCGUGGAGUCCUAACCACUGGACUGCCAGGGAAUUCCCUACCUGAGCUGUAUUGAUGCACAUGUGUCAGCUUGGGGCUGGAAUGAGACCGGAUUCCCAGAGUAGACCAGAAGGACAGCUGGGCCAUGGGCUGUCCGUGGUUAUUGUCCAAAGGGCAUGACAAGUAUUAAAGAAAAAAUUAUUCUGGCAUGUGUUAAAAUGAUAAGGAAGACUUUAUUCAAGACUAUUUGUAAUAGGGGUCCAGUCUAUUGCAACUGGGGAGAGAAAUCAAGCUCAACUCCAAAUACAGCAAGUUCAAGUGGGGAUUUGUAACCAAGGAACAGGGUAAGGGUGUCAGUGGAUGGAAAAUUACUAAGAGGAGCCAUCAAGGGUAGGGGGAUUUCUGCUAAAUUGACCUGGCAUGAUUCUUGCUAAAGGCAGACCAAGGACUUAUACAGCAAAGGUAGAGGAUGAGGAACUUGAUCAGAUGUCAAGGGUGCUCAGAUAUCAAGGGUGAGGGACUGUCACUAAACUUACUUAGCAGAAUUCUUGCUAAAACUGGACUGGGCAGCCAAAGACAGGAUGGGCGCCAAGGUUGAGAUCUGGAUGAGAAGAGGGCUCGGAGGAGCCUAACUCAAAUUUGUCAAAGAAAGAGUCUUUAUUGAAAGUUAGCUGCAACCCGGACAUAGUUGGGGCUGAGUUUUCCAGUUAGGUGGGGACCCCAGUGGUGGGGAAUUCAAGCAGGCCUAGUAGAUGGGUGGCUAUUCUGGAGGAUGGCAGAACCCCAAGUGGGAUAUAAAACAAGGCCCAGAUCCCAGAGAAGAGGGCUGACAAGGACAAGAUAAGCAGUAGGGGCUCUGCGCUGGAGUUCAAAGAAGGGUUUAAGUGUUAGGGACGGAUUUGGAUACUACAGCUUAAUACUAAGAACUGAGCCUUUUAUGGGGUAUUGGGAGAGAUACAACAUAGCUAUUACUGUGGGCUUGGGAGUUACUCCUGAUAAUUUCAAGUUCCUUAACUAACGGCAACAAAGAGACCCGGGAGGCAAUGUGGAAGCCCCAGCCACUGGAACUAGGCCACUAGAAUCCAGGACAUGGGGUGACAUUUCUGAGCUUAUUUGUGGAGACUGUCUUAUUCAGAUAUCCUCAGGAUUGGAACAGGUCUGAGGCUGCAAGUGAAAAGAGGACAACUUCAAGUUUCAACUCAAGCAUCAACCUUUUCCACAAAGACUUCCUUUACUUCUUGAUUUUACCCUCCUCCACUUUGUCCCCUCAGGCAGAACUCACUGUACCCUCCCUUAUGCUCCAAUGUACCUUGAAAAGUUCUCUAUCUCGGCACCCUUAACAUUUUAAUACAUGUAUUUGUUUGCAUAUAUAUAUAUAUAUAUAUCUCUGCCCUUAAAGAUAGAGUCCAUGACUUAUCUGUAUCUCUGUGACCCAGCACAGUGCCAGACAGCAUGGCAGAUAAAUAAUGCAGUUGAAUCAAUAUGCAGAGGGAUUCAUGAAUGCAAAAGGGAGGAGCUGAGGAAAGCAGAGGCAGAGAAAGCAGGGCAGGGGCCAAUAUCUAAAAUUUAGUGAAUGAUUCUGGUAUUUCUAACUUGAUAUGAUCAAGAUGCUUGUUAUCUUGUUUAUUUAAAUAGCACCAAAAAAAACCCCAAAUACCAAAAGACAAUAAAAACAAACUCAAAAUAUAGUAAGUUGCAGGGACAGGAUUUAGACCCAAGUCAUCUGACUUCAGAGUUUGAGCUCUUAAUUACUGUGAUCUUAGCCAUUAUUCUCUGAAGAUGGAAAAAUCCUGAUUUCAAGGUAAGUCAGUUACCACCUCCCACACAGCCAUAAGUGAUAUCCAAGCUGAUAUAAUCUCAUCAGGAAGAGGAGGACAAUGACUGUAUUCUAGAUAACAGAGUACGAUGGGUCCAGGCCCCAAAUGUGUUGCUUGUGGAUCUAAAAUAUAAGCAAUGAACUAUUAUCUGAAAAGUCACGUAUGUCAAAGACUACUACUUUUCAUGGUCUCAUCUGUGGGGCUAGCACAGGUCUGAGUUGGGGGGUGGGAGACAGGUGUCCACUGGAAGAAGGAAUCAUGGAUGAGUUAAACCAGGGGCUAUAAAUAUGAAGGGAUUAAUUAGGGUAAUUUGUAAGUACGUUAAUCGAAAAACAGAGACCAAACACAGCUGGGAGGACAGCCAAAGCCACGGAGAGAAAUACACUGAAUCAGAGGAAUAAGGCAAGGGCAUUGUAGGAUGAGGAGCAAAAGCAUGGCCAGACUCAUUGGAACUGAAUUGAUGAGCGAGGUACGGAACACGUGAAGUGGGAGAUAGUUCCUGAAACUAGGGCUGCAAACAUUAGUUGUGGCUUGGUUUUCAUUGUAUUCAGAGCCUGUGUGAGCUGUCAGGGUGGGGCCCCUGGGCUUCAUAACAGUCCCUUCUUCAGUCUGUCCUUGCUGAAUGGGAUAAACUUGGCCACCUGUGGUUUUUAUGGUAGAAGGUUGUAACCUGUUUGGGUAGCUUGCUUGUGGGGAGGCAUGGAACGCUUGGGCUUGCUUCCUGUCUGUGGUCCAUCCAUGCAACUAAAUGGUCAGAACUGACCUGUGUAGCAAUGUCCACCUACAUCAAGCAUCACAACUCUUGUCAGGAACUGUGAGGGAGGGAACUAUGGGAUGCAGGGAAGUUUGUUUUUUUUUUUUUUAAACAAUAUAUUCUUUUCUUUUUAAAAUUUAAUUUAUUUAUUUUUGGCUGUGUUGGGUCUUCAUUGCUGUGCGGGCUUUGUCUAGUUGCGGCGAGUGGGGGCUACUCUCUGUUGCGGUGCGCGGGUGUCUCAUUGCGGUGGCUUCUCUUGUUGCAGAGCACAGGCUGUAGGCACGCGGGCUUCAGUAGUUGUGGCGUAUGGGCUCAGUAGUUGUGGCUCACGGGCUCUAGAGCACAGGCUCAGUAGUUGUGGCACACGGGCUUAGUUGCUCUGCAGCAUGUGGGAUCUUCCUGGACCAGGGCUCGAACCUGUGUCCCCUGCAUUGGCAGGUGGAUUCUUAACCACUGCACCACCAGGGAAGCCCAGGGAAGGUUUUAAGAAAUGGAUGUGAAAUGAGAAAUGAGAGUAUACACAUGGGAGGUGUUUGGAGAGGGGUUGGGGAAUAGGGGAACUGGAAACUAUAGCUACACGGUAGAUAGUCUCAAACUCUGAACCUCUGCCCUCCAAGAUUGGGUGGUGUGGUUUUGGUGGAAGGAGAGGCAAGCCAGUAGCAAUAACAGCAACAAUAAUAAUACUGAUAACAGAUGACAUUUAGAGAGUGCUUGCUAUAUGCCAGGCGCCAAAGUAAGCAUUUUAUAAGGAUUAAUUUACCCUUCACAAGCUUGCAUCCAAUUUUAAGGAUGAUGAAACCGAGGCUCAGGGAAAUUAAAUGAUAUACCCAAGAUCAUAGAGCUGGUGAGUGUUGGGGAGUUGGGUCUUGGGUUUUGUCUGAUCACAAAGAUUUUGUUUUUACCGUGAUGAUAACACAUUAUCCAUGUUCUUAAUGAACAGUGAUUAGAUAAGAACUUGAGAGACCAGACACCAAAUACCAAACCGAGUCCAGAGACUAGAGAAGGACUAUUCAUGGAAAAUGGAGCCAAGGGUCAGAAGCUGAGCAGAGAUGGGAGCAGUUAAGUAAAGCAGGGGAGGGCUGAUGCUGUUCAGUGGAGAGGCCUUAUAGCAUCAUCUUGCCUCAUUUGCAGUGAGUAAGGCUGGACAACUAUCAGUAGAUCAGGCAGAAACUCAGGGUGGGCUUUUGAAAAAAAGAAGGGAAAUGGAAACUUAGCUGAAAGGGUUGGUGAAGGUAAGAAUGAGCUUUGUACUGAAUAUUGAGGAAUAGGAGGCAGUAGUGACUAGAGCAGUGAGGUUGAUGGCCAAAGAUUUGAGAGGAGAAUUGGGGGAGGACACCAUCAAGAAAACCACAUAGCUACAGCUCCUUCCACUGUUACUGACCCUCCUGCCUAGGGCCCCCAAAAGGGUCCUCCUGCCUGGUGUCAUUGGAGCCAACAGAAUGAGACUGAGUUUGGUUCAAAAGGAAAGGAAAGCUUUAUUCUUUGAUCAAAGAAUGGGGAGGUGUGACCUCUCGCUCUACAGUCCACACUCUUCCCAACAGGCUCUGAGCAGGGCUGCUGUACAGGGAUCUUGUCAGCAGGGAGGGAGGCAGAGAUCUUGCGGGGCAGGCACAGCUGCUCUGCUCAAGGCUCCAGGUUGCAGUGCUGGGUGCAGCGUCUCUGCACACGGCCUGCUGCCGCCGCCAUCUUGAAUUGCAGUGUCGUGUGCAGAGCUUCUGCACACGGCCCACCGAGCUGAGGUGUCCGAGCGGCCAUGUUGCACUAGCAACUCUGGGCUGCAGUGCCGGGUGCGAGGCUUCUGCACGCGGUACUCCAUGAGCAACUGAAACUAGGCGAAGCACAAAGGAAAAGAAAAAAAAAGGUUAGACUUUAUUACCCAGAUUCUAUUUUUAUUUACUGGGAAUUUUUAAUGGGCUUUGCUGGUGACACCACCGCCAUCCCUUUGUCUCACAAAAGAAUACUAUCUCCCAACAGAUUCCAGGGUAGUGUUUUCAAAACAGCAACCCAUUAAUAGAUUGUGCAGUCAAUUUAGUGGGUAGUGACUAGCAUUUAUUAACAAAUGCAUAGAAAAUAACGGUGUCGCACAUAAUAAAGGUAAGUAUUGUUUUUGUUUUAGUGUGUGUGUACUGAGUUGCAAUCAAUGCAAAAUGUGUUUCUUAACUACGGUAGGGUAGAAAAUAGGAGCCACCGCUCUGGAGGAGUUUUCUUUGUCGAUUUUCUGUAUUCGCCAGCUAUUCCACUACGUUAUGAAGGCAGGUGUCACUCUAUGCAUUCGUGAUUGUUGUAUGCUAGUAAUUAGUAAAUCAUCACUCAAACACUAAAGGAUGGACCAACUGUCUAGAUUAGUGAAAAGCUUGAAUUAAAUUAUACAACUUUAAAAGAACUUUAGAUUUAUUAUUUUCAAAUAGAGUAAGUGAAAGCAAGCUAACCAACUGUUGCCUGGUACACAGGGGUGGGUUUUGCCUUGGUGAAUAAACAAGAGUAAUUUGUAAUUGACAUUUCAAAGAAGCCUUAGAAACAGGCCAGCCUUUGUUUAAAUCAUAAUUACCCUGUUUGUAUGUAAAAGGAUACUUCUAAAGCUUUUCAAAACAACUGGUUCUUUUAAGUAGAUAAUUAUUCCCUUUCCAAUCUUGUUUACACUAUUGAGAACUGCAGUGAAUUCUUUUUUUUUUUCCAUAGAUAGUACAAAGGUUAACUUCAGCCAGCCCUUCCUCAAAUUAUCACAAAUUCCCAAUUAGUGAAUUCUAAACAGGGUUUCCCUGUAACAAUAUACCAAAGACUUGUAUGAUGUGUUCUUUAUUGCUUUGAAUAACAUCUGACAAGUUUCCAAGUACCAGGCCACCUGGAUAUUCUCUGUCUGUCAGGAACAUAUGGUCACAGAGGUGCAUUGGAGGGUAAGAGGAAAUACAAAUCAGGCACAAACAUGCAGGGGUAGUGAAGGAGACAAAAGGGAAAAAAUGUCCCUCCUCUUUUUUUUAGUAUCUAAUACCAACUAAAGUGUACAUUUAUAGGCACUUUUUACUGUAAAAAAGAGUUGCACUUUAAAUUUAACAAAGCUACAGACGGAAGUAGAAAACCGAACUUUUUUGUAUGAGACUGGAAGUUAUUAGGCCCAGAGAAGCUGGCAAAAAAGACGUAUUCCAAAAAAAAAAUUAUACUUGUCUAUUUUUGCAUAACAUUUCUCACUGCAGAUUUCCACUCAGUGAACAAAAGGAAGUGCAUGAAAUACUUAAAAACAAAAACAAAAAUGUUAUAAUCCCAGACAAUACUGUUUUCUAGUUCUUAUCUUUUAUCUUCUGAGCUUGGCCUCUUUCACAGGCAGACCCUCAAGCUGCCUGAUUACAGGGGCCUGUUGUCUAUAAUUGUCUUUGUUUAUUAGGGCCCUCUGUCACUAUGAAGUUUCAUGUGUUCAAAAUCUUGAUUUAGCAGUGAGAAAAUCAGGCAGGGAGCCAACUCUGCUACUAAUUAGUGUAAACCAAAAGAGGGAAGCAGGGAGAUAAAAACCAGGUCCCAGUGGAAGGGUCUGCAGCCAGGGUUAGUAAAAGUGAUGUGGCAGGUCAGAGAGUUGAAUGAGGCAAAAGCGCUUGGAGAAAUGCAACUUAGGGCGAGAGUCCUUUUGUCUCUUUUCUUUGAUUGCACCCCUUCAGAUGCAGCAAGGGUCUGUGGUAGCCUCCAUCGAUUGUUCUCCUUCUGUUCCAGCAGCUCCCCAUUUUGUUCCACUGUUCUCCUUCCCUUAUAGGACUUAGGUCCCAGUCGGUCUAAGUCCCCCAGGGGGGUGCCGUUCCCCUUGUCAGUGAGCGGUUCGUGCAUGGGCACGUGAUCUAAUUCUGGAAAGGGAAGUUUGCUGGUGGGGGCAUUCUGAGAAAAGUUUUUUCAGUCUUAAAAAAGACCUGCACUGGGACGAAAUUGUCCCUUUUCGUUUGGCGGGUGAUGUUGAUGACUUCAACUGUGACAGGUAGCUGUGUCCAUAAGGACAUUAGUCUAAACAUAUCAAAGUGAAAAUAUGGAGAAGUCUAGGUCCUGAGCUGCUGAAUUAAGAAAUUCUGGAAUCAUCCUACUUUGGGACUUUUUGUUAGGCAAGAAAAUUUCCCUUAUUAAGCAUUUUAAGUUGGCUUUUCUUUUACUUGCAGCCAUUAUGGAGUCUUAAUCAUCUUUUAUCCUCUAUAAUUUCUAGAGCAGCUCCUUUUGCCUAUUAUAAGGUGCUCAGACGUUAAAUAAAUACUAAGUACAUGUACUCCUUUGAUGGAGCCUGUGGUAGUGAUGGUGAGAGCUGUUAAUAGCUGAGAAAAGGUCUUUAUAAAUGUCGUGGACUUUUUGGGUUGACUGCCUCAACCCUUUUCUUUUCUAGGAGCCUCUUUUUUUUCCCUGAUUCUCAUGCAUGUUGUUACAGUGUGAUCCUGCCUGUUUCCAUCCCUUCACCCUGUCCAGGCAUUGAUUUCAGUAGGACUUUCUUCCAAUCAAAGUUCCUUCCUGAGAAUUUGGAAUUGGGACCAGUAAAGAGAUCAGUCUCCUUAGGUGACUGGACUUAGAGUAGGUUUUCACGUUUCUCUUCAUAUAGAUUGGAAACCAGGGAAAGAAGGUUGUAACAAGAACAAAAGAAUGAAGCAGAGAAGGGCAGAGAGAUGCAAUGGGAAGUUCUGAUGGUUUUCAAGUCCCUGGUUCCAGUUAAUUCCUAAGGCCAAUCUGUUUACCCUCUCAUAGGCAUCAUGACACUUCACUCGCUGGCUCUUAUAAUAAGUUCCCCUUUUUGCUUAUGCUAACUCAAGUGAAUUUCUAUUACUGGAAACCAAAAGAAUCCUUAAAACAGUUGUGUGCUGGUAAAUGUUUAACAAUCGGCUCUGAUUGUUAAAAGCCCUGAUUUUGUAGCACUUGCUGAUUUCUGUGAUAUAAAUACUCCCACUGUUGCUUAUUUCACAUUAACAAAGUGACAUCACUGAACGUGGAGUUGGGAAGAAAUGAGCACAGUGGCUCUGGUGAGCUGGUCUGUGACAGCUCCAGCACUGCCUAAAGAAUACAACACACAGCAUGCUUUUCAGAAAAUCCGUGUUAAACGGGAGGUUCAGGGAUAUACACUGAUGGCUGCUAAGCUGGGAAUUCCGGUAUUAAAAUCUUUUAAUUAAUUUUAAAUGUGCAGAGUCUUGGGACUCAGGGAAUAGAGGAAGUAGGAUUAAGUUCUUAAAUAUUGAAAAAAAACUUUUAAAAGUAUUCUAGGGCUUCCCUGGUGGCGCAGUGGUUGAGAAUCUGCCUGCUAAUGCAGGAGACACGGGUUCGAGCCCUGGUCUGGGAAGAUCCCACAUGCCACGGAGCGGCUGGGCCCGUGAGCCACAGCUGCUGAGCCUGCGCGUCUGGAGCCUGUGCCCCGCAACGGGAGGGGCCGCGAUAGUGAAAGGCCCGCGCACCGCGAUGAAGAGCGGUCCCCGCACCGCGAUGAACAGUGGCCCCCACUUGCCGCAACUAGAGAAAGCCCUCGCACGAACCGAAGACCCAGCACAGCCAAAAAUAAAUAAAUUAAUUAAUUAAAAUAAUAAAAAAAUUAAAAAAACAAAAAAACAAAAAAACAAAACAAAACAAACAAAAAAAAAGUAUUCUAGUGAUUUGGGUGUAUUGGGACGAGGUGGGCGGUAAGGAGCUUGGACUGAGGAAGGGAAAGAGGCUGGGAGUGUAGCUGGAAAGUUGGGGAAGAAGGUGGCCUGUGUGAGGGCAGGGUCCAGGCCUUGACAAAAAGGAGAAUAUCACCUUCUGCAGGUGAAGACAGGCAUUCUAGGGGUGAGAAGCCAAGGCUACCUGGUACCCCAGGCCACCACGCUAACAAAGGACUAAAUUAGGUCAUUUGGCUAUCACCUGUAAAAUCUCCUGACCUGCUUUGCUUUUGUGUGAAGUUCCUUUAAAGAGGGAAAAGCCUUUUAUUACACAUUUAAGAUAAGAAGGUAUAAAAUGUAUAUGCAGGGUUGGAGUAAUACAUUUAUUGUGAAUGAGGUCAAAUAAUCAAUCAGUAAGUCUGGCAUCAUAUCCUUCCCUCCUUUUGAAGAGGGGAAGUUGGGAGGGGUGGAGAAAGAUGGUAUCAGGACUUUAAGAAGCCCCCUCCAAGCCUAGCCACCUUCCCACACUUGAUUCCUCUGCCUGAAACACCAGUCACCAAAUCUUCAAAUGUUGGACUCUUCAAAUGUUGAACCACUCCUCAAUUUUAAGACCAGUCUCAAAGAUCACCCCUGUAACAUUUUCUGUAGAUCUCCCAGGAAAGUUGGGUUCCCACAGUUGAGACCCCUGUUGUACCCCAUCAUAUCUUGCUAUCAUGAACCCCCAAUCUUUCCUCUCAUAGGUUUGAUGUUCAAAAACUGGAUUUUUGGACAUUAUUCAUUGACACUCCUAAACCCCAGAACUUGGAUUUUUGUACUUGAGCUCAUGAAUGAACAUUUCAAAUGACUGCACUGUUUAGUUUCAAUGGCAUCAAUAUCUUUGUUCACUGGUGUUUGUACAUCUAUUUGAAUAGUUAGUCCUUGACAUUUAUACGUGGAAAAAUGAAUGUGUCGAUGUUAGUGAUAAGAAGAAUAGAUUUUAUAGAUUUAGUUCAUUUGAGACAAAGCUGGAAAUCAUUAGACAUGCUGGAAGGGGGUGCAUUUUAGCAUCAAUUACAUAUUUGGACUUAAGCCUGUUGACUCUGCUCAUUUGUAGAAAAAAAAGAUCAAAAUUAAAGAACACAUAUAAAAUGCUGGAAAAUAUAUUCCUGAAGAAUAUAUCUGAAAGGUGAUGUGAACUAAUUCCUUAUAUAAAAAUUAAUUCCAGAUGGAACAAAAUUGAAAGAUAAAACAAGGAAACCAUAAAAAGUACUAGAAAAAUGCACUAGUAAAAAGUAUCCUAAUCUCAAGUAGGGAAGACUUUUCCAAGCACAGUACAAAUAAAAUCCAGAAGCCUGGGCACUAGUGGAAGGGUGUACACUGUUACAGCCUUCAAGAGAAGGAUUUAGCAAUUCAAAUCCAAAAACUUACAGAUAUGAACCUCUCACCUACUAUUCUACUUUUAGGAAUUUAUUCUAAGGAGAUCAUCAUGGAUAUACACAAAGAUUUACCUAGUAUUUAUAUUGUUUCAAAUGAUGAAAAAUUAGAAAAAUCCUAGUGUCUUCUAACUGUCAACUGGUUAAAUCAAACAGAACAAAUCCACACCAACCAAAGAUAAGGGGAACAUUGGGACUUCCCUGGUGGUCCAGUGGUUAAGACUCUACGUUUCCAAUGCAGGGGGUGAGGGUUUGAUCCCUGGUCGGGGAACUAAGAUCCCACAUGCCAUGCGGUGCGGCCAAAAAAAAAGAAAAUUAAUAUACACUAUUCAACAACUUGCCUUUUUUGCUUAUAAAUAUAUUUUUGACAUAAUUCCAUGUAAGUUCAUAAAGACCUAUAUCAUAUCUUUUUAAUGGUUGCAUAGUAUUCCAUUGUAUAGCUCUAUCAUAAUUUGUUGAAUAAGUUUCUUGUCGAUGAGCAUUUAUUGGUAACCUAAGUAUAUGUACUGACACGGAAAGGUGUCCAAAUGAUAUCUAUAUAGAAUGUAUAUAUAUUUCUUUUCCUUUCCAGCUCUAAAAAUGUAUGACUGUGUGUAGAUCUACUUUUAAUUUAGAGUUGCAUGGUUUGGCUCUUAAUUAUAAGCUAUAUUAUGAUUAUACUUUUAAUGUAUACAUGUUAAUUGCAUCUCUCCAUCUACCGUAAAUUGUAAGCUCUUUGGAAUGAGGGAUUAUCUUCACUUCUGUGUUUUCCAAAAUGCCUAUAAAAAUGUUUGGCACUCACUUUGGAAAACAAUUUGGCAGAUCCUAAAAAAGUUAAACAUAAGAGUUACCCUCUGCCCCAGCAAUCCACUCUUUUACUUACUUAAUUCAUUAAGUUUAAAUUUUGAAUAUGAUUCAAAAUUUCUAUGUCUCUUUUACAUCAACGAUAGUUUUUUUCUUUUUACCUUUUGACCCCCUUUGCCCAAGUAAUAAUUUUUUUUAGCAAAUCAGGAGGUUUUUUAUUCUUUGAAAAAAAGUUUCUUGACAUUUAAAAAAAAAUCUUGAUGAAGAUCUUGAAAGGAAAUUUCUAAUUGCAAGUAAUGUCACUGUCAUCUUUUUAAAUUUUUUGAUUCUGUAAACUUUAUAUACAAAUGAAGCAACCGCUAAAUUCCACAGCUUUAAAAAUUACAUACCUAUUACCAUCGUUUGACAAUUUCAUCGAGAGAGUAUAGAUGAGAGCUUAGCCAAAAAUUAAAAACACAUCUUUUUGGAUUUGGAUUUUCUCAGGGGAAAUAACCCACAACACUGCAUCUUCUGUUUGAGCAUAUAUGGCAUCUCCCCUGAGCCUGGUCUUCUCCACAUAUGAUAGGAAUAAGUGUGGAAAAGUAAAUGUAGCAAGUAUUUGUUUUAGUGAAACCUUUAGAACCUAUGUCUGAGGCUAGAUUGGACACUAAGCCCAGGGACUUAUAAAGGCCAAGCCUGUGCUCUGAGGUUUCAACCCUUGAUACUCCCUAUGAGUUGAGAAAAAUAAUGAUUUCGCCUUUGUGUGUGUGCAAAUUUAUGUGUUUUUUCUCAUUUUUUAAUUGAAGUAUAGUUGAUUUACAAUGUUGUGUUUGUUUCAUAUGUACAGCAUAGUGAUUCAGUAUUUUUGCAGAUUAUACUCCAUUAUAAGUUAUUACAACGUAAUGGGUAUAAUUGCCUGUGCUAUAUAGUAUAUCCUUGUUGCUUACUAAAUAUAUCUUUAAGUUAAAAAGUAAGUUGGACAGUAUGUAUAGUCUGUCUAAAAUUUUGUAAAAGAAAAAAAUAAGCUGAUUAAUAUAUACACAGAAAAAAAAUUUCUGACAAGAUGUAUAUACCCAACUGGUAAUAAUCAUCAGAGAUACAGAUUGGCACAGGGCAGGGGGCAACAUGAGAGGUAGUCACAUUUUUGCUAUAAUUUUCAGCAAUAUUUGAAUGUUUUUACUAUGAGAAUAUUAUUUUAGAAGCAGAAAAAUAUGUAAAAAGUAUACAAAGGUAAUAUAGGAGUGUGCCUUAUAAUAUGCUUUGAAAUAGUGAAAAAUUGGAUGUUAUAUACAAGGGAUUGGUUAAAUAAAUUAUAAUAUAUCCAUAUCAUGGAAUAUAAUUUAGCUCUCCCCCAAAUAUAGUAUCAUCUCACACUUAUAAAAGUAACCAAUAAUAGCAGUAUGUUUUUAUAUAUCUCAAAUUGUUAAUUAUCUCUAGGGAUACCUUAACCUUCUGAGUUGUUUCUGUAAUGUUUCAAUUCUUAAUGAGCAACAUGAAUUAUUUCUGCAAUUGGAAUAAAGGACUAUUAUUUAAUGCAUAUUGAAAUUAGGGAUUUUAUAAUAUAUUUUAGCUCUUAAGAAUUAACUACCCCACCCUGUUAUAUCAGGUAAAUCUAUUGUUUAACUUUUAUGCAUUAGACUUUUGUAUACAUUUCCAGGAAUGUAUAAUGUAUUUUAGUUGAAGACUUUGUUUAGAUAUCACUUUUUUUUUUCUCUAGAUCAGUGCUAUCCAAUAGAAAUUUAAUGCAAGUCACAUAUGUCAUUUAAAAUUAUCUAAUAACUACAUUUAAAAAAGUAAAAGGAAACAGGUACAAUUAAUUUUAAUAAUAUAAUUUAUUAACCCAAUAUAUCUAAAAUACUAUCAUUUUGACGUGUAAUGAAUAUAAAAAUUAUUAAUGACAUGUUUUACAUUCUAAUUUUCAUACUAAGUCUUUGAA
Messenger RNA from Balaenoptera acutorostrata (minke whale), 13517 nucleotides. It is a transcript of the gene SSMEM1, whose product is annotated as serine rich single-pass membrane protein 1. The record is from RefSeq and is a predicted model, not a curated record. The transcript has 3 exons. Lineage: Eukaryota; Metazoa; Chordata; Mammalia; Artiodactyla; Balaenopteridae. The coding region runs from base 1 to 726 and encodes 241 amino acids.